AUGGCCGGCGGACGCAAAGCAAAGCCAGCACCGCCAGCCCGGCCUGCAAACACGCUCAUCGUAGACAAUGGCGCGUACACGUUGAAGGCCGGCAUCAUCACCGACGGUCAGGUCACCGAACCUCGAAUCAUCCCCAACUGCAUUGCACGCGAUCGGUCGAGAAAAGUCUAUCUCGGAACCGACAUUGCGAAAUGCCGCGACUUUGGCGAGAUACAGUUCCGGCGACCCGUUGAGAGGGGCUUCAUCGUCAAUUGGGAAGCCCAAAAGGAAAUUUGGGACCAGGAAAUAUUUGACAAUGCAGCCACCAAGUGCGAUCCCUCUGAGACGCGUCUGAUUCUCGCCGAGCCUCCCAAUGGGCUACCGGUACUGCAGACGAAUUGCGAUCAGGUAGUUUUCGAGGAAUACGGCUUCACCAGCUACUAUCGAGGCAUCGGCUCCAGCUUCAAUGCCUACCACGACAUUCAAAACCUGUUUCGCACCCCGAAAGACACACCCACUGCAGCAAACGUGCCCGCAGAGGUCAUGCUGGUAAUCGAUUCGGGAUACUCUCACACGACCAUAACGCCCCUGCUCCGAGGGCAACCGCUACACUCUGCAGUCCGACGACUCGAUGUUGGCGGCAAGCUGCUCACCAACUACCUGGCCCGCCUCCUUUCCCUCCGGCACUUCGACAUGCGCAAUGAGACAUACAUCGUCAAUGAAAUGAAGGAAACGGCAUGCUACGUGACGCCCGACUUCAAAUCAGAUCUCGAGAAGACAUGGAAGGGCACAAAGGGCGAGAAACGACCGUCGUAUAUAUCCGGCGCUGGCAUUGUCAAAGACUACGUACUGCCAGACUUCCACACGCACACCAAGGGAUCUAUGCGCGAUUAUGACCCCACGAGACAUGGCAAGGCGAGAAAACUAGCUGCGGCAGGACAGACGGACGAAGAUGUCUUGACCUUGCGAAACGAAAGAUUCGCCGUUCCAGAGCUCAUAUUUAAUCCCAUGGAUAUGGGUAUGCGUCAGCCUGGAUUAGCGGACUUGAUUCAGCAGUCCCUACAAGAACUCCCCGUGGGACUUUGGCCCGGUCUUCUGGCUAAUAUAGUGGUCGUUGGAGGCAACACCAUGUUCGAUGGGUUCAUACAGCGUCUCCAAAAGGAGGUUGUGCAACGAGUCCCAGAUGACUGUGUCGUGCGGGUUGCGAGGCCUGCUGAUCCAAUCACUAGUACGUGGGUUGGUGCAGCUAAUCUUGCUAAUCAUGCGAAUAUUGAGAAACUCGUCGUUACCAAGAAGGAGUAUGAGGAACUGGGUUCUGCGUUGGUGGCGCGUAAAUUCGCUGUUGGGCUGGAACUGACCUGA
This is a messenger RNA of Pochonia chlamydosporia 170, 1341 nucleotides long. Its product is annotated as actin. Gene Ontology annotation, cellular component: Swr1 complex. The transcript has 2 exons. Bases 1 to 1341 code for a protein of 446 amino acids. Gene Ontology annotation, molecular function: nucleosome binding. The record is from RefSeq and is a predicted model, not a curated record. Lineage: Eukaryota; Fungi; Ascomycota; Sordariomycetes; Hypocreales; Clavicipitaceae.